Molecule: messenger RNA, 591 nt
Organism: Prosopis cineraria
Lineage: Eukaryota; Viridiplantae; Streptophyta; Magnoliopsida; Fabales; Fabaceae
Product: 40S ribosomal protein S30
Exons: 3
Coding region: 130-318 (62 amino acids)
Biological process (GO): translation
Cellular component (GO): ribosome; cytosolic small ribosomal subunit
Molecular function (GO): structural constituent of ribosome
Source: RefSeq, a predicted model, not a curated record
AAAAAAAAAAGGCCGAAAUAAAUCAUUGGAUUAAAAAGCAAACCCUAGCUUUUCUCUUUGAGGGUUCUGCUCUUUGGUAUUCUUGUUCCGAGAACAGGCAAUUGGCGGCGAACUCGACAAUCCACAGACAUGGGUAAGGUUCAUGGGUCAUUGGCUCGUGCUGGAAAAGUGAGGGGACAGACCCCCAAAGUCGCGAAGCAGGACAAGAAGAAGAAGCCCCGUGGACGCGCUCACAAGCGCAUGCAGUACAAUCGCCGAUUUGUCACUGCCGUGGUAGGUUUUGGGAAGAAGAGGGGACCCAAUUCCUCGGAGAAGUAAUCAAAGGCUUGAAUGAUGGUUUUCUUAAGUUUUUAGUAGUGACAUUUAUUUUUGUCUUGAAUGAUUAAUUUGAGGGUCUCAUCAUGUUGGAUGACUCCUUUUUUGUUAGUUAAAACUUACUGCGACUGUGUUGUUUGUUGUGAUUAAUUAGCUUAAAUGCUUUGAUGCUAAUUUAGGUGUGGCCUUAAUAUUUGACAAGAAUGGAUGAUGCGAGUUAACUGUUAGAUUUUGAUAAUCUUUAUAUUGAUCACAAUUUAUUUUAAGGUUCUAAAA